CUUCCGGAAUACUGUAGUAACCUGGUAUUUCCUUUGGGAAAAAAUGAGCCUUGAAGACAACUCCAAUAGUUAUGUCGACGAGGAGGAAUUAGGAUGGCAUAUCAACGCUGAAAAUCAUGCAGACUUCGCUUCCAAAUUAACAAAGAAGUUGGAAAAACGUUUGGAAGAACACGAACAAUGCCAUCGAAAAACUCGAAAGGAAAGACACGCAAUUAUUUCGCAGUGUUUUGAAGAAGUAAUCAGAAAUAAUGGUUGCUUUGGUCCGUUGCUUUCUGAGAUUAAAGUUGAAUAUGAGAAAUGCAUUAGGGCUGUAUUUCAAAGCGAGAGAGAUGCAGAUUUUCUUCAUCGGAACAUGACGAGCUGCGCUGCUGGACUCGGAACCAUCAAGAAUUACAAAGAGCAAAUAAGUGAUUUGGAAAAGAAAUCAAGAAUGUUGUUGGAACAGAACGAGAUUUUAAGACAAAAAUCACGCACGGAAAUUGAACCGGUGAGGCCGAAAUCAGAGAUCGUACUUGAGCAAAUCCAGGAAUCAAUCGCUGCUAUCCGUGGCGAAAGUUUUCAUAGAAAAACUCCAUGGGUUAGGGCAAAAAAGUUCGGGAAUUCUCACGUCAAAGUUUUGGAAAGAUACACCUCAGAUGAGCAAACGGAUUUGGAGUUUUUGAAUGACGAAUUGAGACGCUUAAGAAGAGAAAUUAUGGAACUAGUGAAAUUUUUCGACAAGCGUUUUAAACUAAGGAAAACCAAGGAUAAACUUAUUGAAAAACUCAUGGAAAAAGAGCAGAUGAAAAUUGAUCUGAAGGAACACGGAAAUGCGUUGAAGACGAAACUUCUGAGAUUGGAGGAAAGACUUAAAGAGGAAAGAAAGCAAAGAGAUUUGGUCAUGGCCAAAAAACCGAAAACCAUUGCGGAGUUGAUUUUGCUCGCAUUGAAACACGGCGAAACUGAAGAUGACUUCAUCGAUAGCAUCGAAGAGGAGCUGACAGCGUCCGAGUCAAGCGAGGAAGAGGAUAACGCGGGUGAACAGGAACAAGAAGAGAUGGUGGAGUACAUGGAUAAGUUCGAACAACUUUUCACAAGCGGUUGCUACGAGGAGGCUGCUACAGUUGCAGCGACAUCACCACAGGAUAUCCUCCGUACAGCCCAGACGUUUGAACGAUUCAAAGAAGAACCAACCCAGCCUGGCGAGACAUCACCUCUGCUGAACUACUGCGAGGCUGUGAUUGCCAACAGCAGCAAUCCUGGUCAGAAGGGACUGAAUGCAGCGGAAUCUAUGGACGCGGUGAUCCGAGCUUUUGAAGAGAACCGACGAGAUUUGGUAGUUCAUUGGUUAUCUCAAGAGAAGUUAAAGCACUCGGACAUGCUUGGGGACAGCAUUGUAGCAUUCUGCAGCUGUGGACAGCAGGUCUGCCAUUGUGGGUGGCACACUCUAGCUGAGAUGGUGUAUAGGCACACAAAGGCUCACGGUAAGGUCGUAGCUUGUCUGUGUCGCCAGGGAAGGCUGAAUAUGGCGGUGGAUCACGCCAGGAAGGUCGCGAAGUUUCGAAGAACCGACUUCAUGCACACUCUCGAACAGUACCCGAGUUUCGCGCAUGCGCAGGUCCUGCUUCUCGUGGGCGAUGGCUACUUGUCGUCUCCGUUAUGUCGCGAGGAGUGCAUAGCGUCGCUGGUGCGUGCGUGUCGACCACGUGACGCAGCGAGGCUGCUCUCGAGUGCGCAUGACCGUAUCCAAUGCGCCAAGAUUGUUCCGUAUGUUUGCGCGGAGCAAGAGGAAGCGUGGGUCGAAUUUCACGACGUGUUGGUUGGGCAAGGUUUCGCGACUGCCGCGUGGGAUGUCGUCAGCGCGUGGAUCCUCGCUGAUGUGUUUUCAACAGCGAUGUUUAAAAUUGGGCUGUAAAUAACAGAUUGUGUUUGAACUGAUAGAGUUUAGUCUUUUACGAUACUAUACGUAAUGCAAGAUAACGCGAUCACAAAUAUAAUUACAUGUCG
Dendronephthya gigantea is the source of this 1986-nucleotide messenger RNA. RefSeq names its product clathrin heavy chain linker domain-containing protein 1-like. The coding region runs from base 44 to 1894 and encodes 616 amino acids. Lineage: Eukaryota; Metazoa; Cnidaria; Anthozoa; Malacalcyonacea; Nephtheidae. The transcript has 3 exons. The record is from RefSeq and is a predicted model, not a curated record.